This is a messenger RNA of Lates calcarifer (barramundi perch), 1091 nucleotides long. It is a transcript of the gene adcyap1b, whose product is annotated as adenylate cyclase activating polypeptide 1b. The transcript is spliced from 5 exons. The record is from RefSeq and is a predicted model, not a curated record. Gene Ontology annotation, cellular component: perikaryon; neuron projection; extracellular region. Gene Ontology annotation, biological process: neuron projection development; positive regulation of GTPase activity; regulation of protein localization. Gene Ontology annotation, molecular function: pituitary adenylate cyclase activating polypeptide activity; peptide hormone receptor binding; neuropeptide hormone activity. NCBI's taxonomy places the organism in Eukaryota, Metazoa, Chordata, Actinopteri, Centropomidae. Bases 370 to 897 code for a protein of 175 amino acids.
AAAUCCAAGGCAAUCACAGCACAGGACAAAAGUUUAGAGCAGCGAUAUGUAGACGAAGAGACGGCGCACUUUCCCCACCGAGUUUUUUUGUUUGCCUGCGCGACCGGUUGAGUCCUGUGUUAACUGUGUAUAAAAAGUGAGGCUAUAGGCUGCGCUGAGAGGGGAACAUACAGGAGACGACGGAGGCGCUUCAGCCAGCAAAGAAGUGCCGUGAGAAAGAUACCGUCUCUCUCUCUCUUUCUCUCUCUCUCUUUCUCUCUCCUUCUUUCUCACACACACACACGCACACAACACACAAUACCACAAGCCACAGCCGCGCCCGGAUCACAUCCUACAGCACAGCGCUCUCCCCUGCUCUCCUGCUAUAGCAUGGCCAGUUCGAGUAAAGCGACUUUAAUCUUGCUCAUCUACGGAAUCUUAAUGCACUACAGCGUCUUCUGCACACCUAUCGGACUAAGUUACCCUAAGAUUAGACUUGAAAACGACGCCUUCGAUGAGGAUGGGAAUUCAUUAUCCGACAUGGGUUUUGAUAGCGAUCAGAUUGCUAUACGAAGCCCACCAUCCCUGAACGACGACGCGUACACCCUGUACUACCCACCAGAGAAGAGACCAGAAAGGCAUGCUGAGGAAGAAUUAGAUAGAGCCUUGAGGGAGAUCCUGGGUCAGUUAACAGCGAGACAUUAUCUGCAUUCUCUGAUGACAAUUCGUGCAGGUGAAGACAACAGCAUGGAGGACGAGUCAGAGCCCUUAUCCAAAAGACAUUCAGAUGGGAUCUUCACCGACAGCUACAGUCGCUAUAGAAAGCAGAUGGCCGUGCAGAAAUACCUGGCAGCGGUUCUGGGAAGAAGGUACAGACAGAGAGUUAGGAACAAGGGACGCCGACUUGCCUAUUUGUAGCGUUGUUAAAGCGCCCCCCACCCUCUCCCCAAAAAAAAAAAACAAAAAAACAACUGCCCUCCUGUGUAUAUACAUCCAGUCGUUAAAUCAAAGUCAUUCAGAUAUAUCUGACCAACCAGUGGAUUGCGCCUGUGUUCUUUCAACAUGUAUUUAUGUAUGAAGUAAAGCCAUUAAAAUGAAUAUUUUAAUAAUAA